Molecule: messenger RNA, 1957 nt
Organism: Lates calcarifer (barramundi perch)
Lineage: Eukaryota; Metazoa; Chordata; Actinopteri; Centropomidae
Gene: fcer1gl
Product: Fc receptor, IgE, high affinity I, gamma polypeptide like
Exons: 5
Coding region: 266-502 (78 amino acids)
Biological process (GO): cell surface receptor signaling pathway
Cellular component (GO): Fc-epsilon receptor I complex
Molecular function (GO): IgE receptor activity
Source: RefSeq, a predicted model, not a curated record
UAAAGCAUUUUUCUCAAGACUUUUAGAGGAACUUCUGUGAAGGGAGGAUGGUAGUGUGGUAGGCGUGUGGUUUUGACAGCUUCAAAACGGACAGAGAGCCCCGGCUUCCUGCUCGCUGCUCUCACAGCUCACUUCAGAGGAGUUUUUAUGUUAAAGAGAUCUCGCCGACAGCCGACAAAAAGGAGCAACAAAAAAAAGACCCUCCAUUUUAUCUUCAGCCCACCCUGGUAAGAUGGUGUGAGCGUAGCUCUUCUCCGCCUUUCUGAUGAACAGUCCCACCUGCACUGAGGCCUUUUGCAACAUGACCAUAUGCUAUAUCCUGGAUGGGAUUCUCAUCCUCUAUGGCAUCAUUCUCACCGUCUUGUACUGCAGAUUGAGGAUGCAUUCAGCCAAGAAGACGCCUGAGAAGCAGCCCGCUGAGGGAGGCAUCUAUGCGGGUCUGUCUGCUCCCAGUCAUGAUACCUACGAGACCAUCAAAAUGGAUAAGAAGCCCAUCGUCUGAUGAAAACAGUCAGUACAGACGAGAUGCUGAGCACAAAAACACGUCUUUUAAAGCUUUAUACUGUAUAUUAAGUUGUUUUGAGUUGUGGCAGGCCUGUGCAUAGCAAUUCUACAUGAACAUUUUCUCCCCUUUUCUGUAAAAAUGCUACUUUUAUGUCUAAACUAUCUGUCAUACAUGUAUGAAAUUAAAACUACUAAAUUAAUUUAAAAUCUACUAUAUGUCAGUGAACUUUUUAUGCAUGUUGCUCUGUGUUUCACAACUGUUUUUAGCCAAGUUAUUAAGAAAACAGAAGUUUGAUCUAUCAGUAGUGUGUGUUCACAUGUCCCCCUUUUUUCAAAAUAUAAAUUAAGGAACAUUUGCACUUAACGUCAGACCGAGGCUGCAGCUAAUGAUAAUUUUUUACAGUCAAUCAGUCUGCUAAUUAUUUUUUGAUCCGUUUUUUGGUGUAUGCCCAGGAGACGUCUUCAGAUGUCUUUCUUUGUCUGACCAUCAGUCCAAAAUCAGCCGAUCCUCACAACCAAUCGACUAGAACUUGGCAUAUAUUAAACAUUAAUUUUAUCUCUAAGUAAAAAAAUCUACUUAUAAACUUGAUUGUAGAAGUACUCACAGUUUUUAUAGAAUAUGACAUCAAAUUUAAAGCAGAUUCAAGAUUUUCUUCAAUUUUGUUGAAAAUGUAAAUUUCAAACAUCUAAUCAGUAUUAUCCCAUUACAGUGUCUGAAACACUCAUCAGGUUUCAUAUCCAUUUUUGAAACUUUUGAUUACUAUAAUUUAUUAGAAAAAGAAAAAAACCCUAACUCAAUAGAUUUACAAUUUUUAUGUAAUAUAUUUCUGUGCUUUAUGUUAAUUGCAUAAAAUAUUAACAUUGUAACAUUUUAAUUUAGCUAUUUUUUUCAUACAAAAGCAGUUUUAAGAGAAAAUGUGACAUCAAAAUUAGUUUGAAUAAUCUAAAUAAAUGUCAUAAUUAACCAAGAACAAGGGAGAUGAAAGUAUUCAGUCUGAGGAUCCAGACAGUAAAUAUGACAUCUCAUUUCAUGUCUCAAAAAUGUUCAUUCACAACAGACAGCUGUAAGAUCUGUAGCACCAGAGAGGAAACGCACACUGUGAUUGUAAAGGCAUAUUUCAGUCUACCUGUGUGACAGUUCAUAUUCAACUUAUUUACAUAGAAACAUAACUGGAAAUGUAUUCAAAACAGAUUGAGAAGCGACUGCUCGCUCUGCCUGUGUACUGUUUUCCCUGAGGCUCUUCACAACAACACAAGAGACUCUGACGCUUCACCUUUAGAAACUGUUGCAACAUAUCCACUUUGUGAAAGAAACUACGUAUUACUGUAUUUAUUAGCCCAUGUGUAUGUGUUAUCAUUCAUAUUAACAAUAUCACUGAUUCUCAUUAAACAUGCAGCUGUAAAACAAGUGAUUUUUCCCACUUGCAACAAGACAAUAAAUUUUCUUUCUGGC